UAAUCGAUUAUGUAUUAAUGAUACACGUGUUUCAAAUAACAACAAUAUUAUAUGAAGGUUAAUUCUAAAAGAAGCGAGUUCAAAUUAUAAUGAAAACCAGUGUUUGAUGCACAAAAAAGCCACUGAUGUUAUGAUAGCUUGCAGGGCCAUGAAAAAGUGGAUGAAAAACGAAAAGAACGAAAUAGAUCGUCUCAUGUUGCUUGACCGACUUAACGAGAUUCAAGAAUCUACAUGCAACGGACAGUGUGUGGUCAUCAAGCAAUGUCCAGCACUGAAUGAAAUAGCUAGUAAAACCCCACCUCUGAGUCAAAAAGAUUUGGAAACAUUGAGGAAAGCUUACUGUGGAUAUCAAGGAAAUAUACCUAAGGUAUGCUGUCCCGCCAAGCCCGCCGUCGAUGACAACACCUGCAUCGACGCUGACGGUCAGUUCGGGAAAUGUGUGGGGGUCUACUCCUGCCCACACAUGGUGAAGCUUCUGACAGAGACUCCCAUUGCGCCGGAGAACUACAACUAUAUCCAGAACUCCAGAUGCGAGGGCAAAGACAAUUACAACGUGUGCUGCGGGCCCGGUCGGCUGGCGACACCCUCCACUCCCACAGACUGCGCCCCGACCAUCGCGCCUCCUGACAGGAACAGCGAGUGUUGCGGCCGCGAGGGCUCCCAGGGCAACAGGAUUUUCGGUGGAAACGCCACAUACGUGGACCAGUACCCAUGGCUCACCCUCAUCGAGUACCGAGGCAGAUCUGACGAUAGGAUCAAGUUGCUGUGUGGAGCUUCCCUCAUCAGCAGCAAAUACGCUCUGACAGCCGCCCACUGUCUGGUGGGACCCGUGCAGAGUAUUGGCACUCCCAUCAACGUUCGUCUCGGCGAAUACGACAAGAGCAACGACGGCCCCGAUUGCGUCCUCACUGAAGGCCAAGGCAAGGAUUGCACUAAUGGAGUCACGAUCAUACCGAUAGAGAAGUCCAUACCACAUCCGAUGUAUGACCAUCGGAGCAGUGCGAAGCGACACGACAUUGGACUGCUGAGGUUGAAGGAGUUCGCACCUUACGACGAUUUCAUUCGACCCAUAUGUCUGCCGUCAUCAGACAUCACCGCCAACCCUCCAGACAAGCUGAGGCUGCUCACUGCAGGGUGGGGAGCUACUGAUGAGAGACACAGCGAUAGUGCAAUCAAACUGCACGUGGCAUUGCCGUACGUGACUCUGCAGCAAUGCCAAAGCUUAUACAGCAUGGAGCGAGGCUCUCUCCAGCUGUCGCAAGGCCAGAUGUGUGCGGGAGGAGAGAAGGGAAAAGAUUCGUGCAAAGGAGACAGUGGCGGCCCUCUCAUGUACGAAAACAGAAGCGAAAGAUCUCUUAGCGGAUACUUCGAAAUUGUUGGCGUCGUCAGUUUUGGACCUCGAAUAUGCGGGCAGGAGAAAAUCCCAGGCGUUUAUACUAAGGUUUCCGAAUACCUCAGCUGGAUCAGAAGCAAUAUCAAACCAUGAGAAUAGUUGUGGUAGUGAAAUAAGUUGUGAUUUAUGUAAUAUCUAUGGUAUUGUGAAUGACCUACAUAUAUUAUGUUGUGAAUAAUUAAGGUUUUGUAUAUUUUUUAUAUGAAUACAUAUUGUUUAAGAUCUCAGAUUCCAUUAAAGUCAUUAUAAUGUAAA
Plutella xylostella (diamondback moth) is the source of this 1648-nucleotide messenger RNA. The record is from RefSeq and is a predicted model, not a curated record. NCBI's taxonomy places the organism in Eukaryota, Metazoa, Arthropoda, Insecta, Lepidoptera, Plutellidae.